CAAACCUGUUAGGCCACCAUUUAGGAGCACCGCCCUUGACAUCCACCGGAUAGAAAAUCAAGUUUCCAAGUUACAGACUUCACGAGCAUUCACAAUCCAUUGCAGAGAACGAGGCAACUAGGGUUUAUAUAUUUUUUUAAAAAGAUUUUUAAAGUAAAAGAGAGCAUGGAUGAUGGUGCAGGCAAUAAGCAACACCCAAUCGAAGGUGACCCCAACAGUAAUAUCAACAGAGGUAGCAGCAGGAAGUGCAAAGGGAAAGGUGGUCCAGAUAACAACAAAUUCAGAUACAGAGGUGUAAGGCAGCGAAGCUGGGGCAAAUGGGUGGCUGAGAUCCGUGAGCCUCGUAAACGUACUCGCAAGUGGCUUGGUACCUUCGCCACCGCUGAGGAUGCUGCUCGUGCCUAUGACCGUGCUGCCAUCGUCUUGUAUGGUUCCAAAGCUCAACUCAAUCUCGAACCAACACCUUCCUCCACCACUACUUACCCUCCUUCUUCUUCUUCUUCUUCUUCUUCUUCCUCUAAUGGCUCCUCUUCUUCCUCCUCUUCAUGUUCCACUACUUUAUUACGGCCUCUCCUUCCUCGUCCCUCUGGUUUUAGCUUCACUCUCUCUUUCCCUUCCACGACUUACCCACCACCUUAUUGUGUUUAUCCCAAUCCCACCUUUGGUACCUUGGCUGCACCAUCCUAUCCCUCAACCCCUCAAUUGAUGCAAUUGCAACAACAUCAUUGCCGUCCGAACGAUGUGGCCGUUCCUGCCGUUGAUGGAUGUGGUGGACCUACACCCACAAGCACUGGGUUUGGAACCGAACCACCGGUCAUGCCAGCGACGCCGCCGCUGCCGGUGGGAUUUGCGCCCAGCUCACCCACGUUUUGGCCCUACACCAACGAUGAUGCUCUCCCGGGAUCUUGUCUUUGGGAUGUUGGAGAUUCUUUCUGGUGCGAUUUCUGAUGUCUUUGGGUCACAGCUACUCGAUCAGAACCUGGUUCUUUGUCGACUUUAGUAUAAAUCUCUCAAAAAAAUGAAAUAAGAGGCAAAAGGUUUGCAUCCAAGCCCUAGAACUUCUCUUUUUCUACAAGAUUAAAGUCUUAAAGAUGGAACAGAUAGGAGGGAAAAGACUGCAGCGUUCAUUAAACGAAGAGAUGGGGAGGUGUGGUUGAGCUCUCAUUGCAUCAUAUUUCUGAUGAUGCAGAGCUUAUAAUCAAGUUUCAGGUGUUGGGCCAUGAAAGAUUUGCUCUUGAUCCAUUAGGUUUAUUCACAUUUAGUUAGGGUUGAAAGGAAUUGCAAUUCUCUUCUAUUAUUCUCUUCAAUUGUCAGUUCAAUCUCAAUGUAAUAGGGAAUUAGGGUUUGUUGAAGAAUUUUUUUUUUUUUUUUUCCUUCCUUCCUCUCUUUCCUGCAACGAAAGGUUAGAUGGCUAGAAUGGCCUACCAUACAGAUUCAAUUGAUGUGGUUGCAUGCUUAUGAAUUUAUUCAACUUUUAAUAUUAUUAAUAGCAGAUACAGAAUUGGACUUUUCUAUUC
Molecule: messenger RNA, 1517 nt
Organism: Macadamia integrifolia
Lineage: Eukaryota; Viridiplantae; Streptophyta; Magnoliopsida; Proteales; Proteaceae
Product: ethylene-responsive transcription factor ABI4-like
Exons: 2
Coding region: 166-948 (260 amino acids)
Biological process (GO): response to stress; positive regulation of DNA-templated transcription
Cellular component (GO): nucleus
Molecular function (GO): DNA-binding transcription factor activity; transcription cis-regulatory region binding
Source: RefSeq, a predicted model, not a curated record